CAAAACCAGUUUUAUUGCUUUAUAAAUGAUGCGUGCAAGACCCCCAGAACCCAGUAAUUCUGGUCCACUCGAAUCAUGAAUACUGAACAAAGAUAAACCGAACUUACAUAAAUCCUGCUCUGACCAAUCAAAACUGUUACACGAACAGAAAAUCAUUAAAGCCUUUUCUCUCCUGUAAUUAACAUGACACUUCCCUGUUUAUGCAGGUUAAAUCCAUCGAUAAAUUGGGGUAGUCUGAGGUUUGGAUCAAUAGCGCAGGUUUCGAGUAAAAACACUAAUUUUAUUUCCCAAGUUCAGUGAUUCCGUACUUAUCAUCCAUGAUUUAUUCUCACUGAUUAAAAACAUCAUGGCCAUCAAAGGCCAAAUUGACUGCUUCGUCUUUGUAAUAAUGAAUGACACAUUAGAAAACAAUGAAAAGUCAUUUCACGUGUGCAUACCACACUUCAGACUGAACGAACGCACUAAUCUUCUAAUACCAACGGUUAAUUAAGUUUGUUUUAAUUUAAUUAAGCGUUUCAGUUCACAGGUGUCUGAUUUCCAUGGUAGCCAAUUAUCUUCGGGUGAGCGAAACUGCUGUGGUUGUCACUCCGUAAAAUAGAUUUUUCUUCUUCAAGGUAGGACGGCUUGCGAGCUGCGUGGCUACCAAAGACUGUACAAGGAGACUUUGGCCAUAUGCACCUAACUGCCCUCACGUCAGAUGCGUUCGCGGAGCCGAGUUAGGAAGGUUGAUCGUGAAUAUUCUUCAGUCUGAGCUCCAGCCUGUCGAAAUCUGCAGCUGAGUCUAUUCUUGCAGAGCUGGUUCCGUGUCUUCGCUCAUUGGAUACACGUGGGGGACAAUUCAAGCUGACAAUAGAGAAUUAGCCGUAUCUUUGGAAGCCUGGGUCAGACUUGAUCAGAGCUGCGGGAAUCGGCACUCUACUGGUUUCUAUAUAGACGAGAAUUAUGAAGGCUUUGCGCUUGCCACUGGUCGUCUUGGUCCACUGCGUGGUAGCCGUAGCUCAGGGCUCGUCUGUCAUGACGGAUGCAAGCCAUGCAUCACUUAUGAUCACUGACUUCACAGGGGAUGCCGCCAAGAUCGACGGUUUCCAUUUGAGCAAUCACACACUUCGCACGCUGGACAGGGUGCCCAGCCUCGCCGUCUGCGGGGAGAAGUGUGUUCUCCUCGGCGAGUGCCGCUCCCUAAACUACCACCAUGCAGGGGGAAUCUGCGAGCUGAACAGGGCUACUCGGACCGAAUUCCCCAGGGAUUUCGUUGAGGAUGCCAGCAGCAAGGGAGUAGUCUAUCUUGGCCGUGCCUCACCGAUUAUUACCGAGAUAAAGCGACCAACAACUUGCCUGUGCUGUGGCAACGCGUGCCAGCAUGGCGCCUAUUGCUUGCCGAGUGAGGUACCCCAUGGAUACAAGUGUGUCUGCACCAGCGGCUGGACGGGAGACUACUGCCAGAACGCAAUAGCAAAAUGGUCUGAUUGGUCCGACUGGAGUCCGUGCUCGACGUCAUGUGGCCAGGGCAGGCGGAACAGAUCUAGGGAGUGCGCAGGCUCAGUACAUACCCCAGACUCCUGCAUCGGAGACACUGUUGAAUAUAGAGACUGUUGGAACCAGGCGUCUUGUGCAGAAUGGUCUGCAUGGACAGACGCCGGAUCGUGCUCGGCUGCGUGCUCGUGUGGUUACGGCACCGUGAAUCGCGUCAGGACCUGCCGCGACAAUCGCACUGAUUGCCCGGGGCCCAACAGCGAAACGGCCCAAUGCAAAAGUGUUUCUUGCGGAGCACCAUGGAGAUUGGUGGGCGGAAAUGACUUCAUCGGGGGAGGCGUGGCCACAGAGCACCCUCCUGCCGUGUAA
This is a messenger RNA of Acanthaster planci (crown-of-thorns starfish), 1842 nucleotides long. RefSeq lists its product as uncharacterized. NCBI's taxonomy places the organism in Eukaryota, Metazoa, Echinodermata, Asteroidea, Valvatida, Acanthasteridae. The record is from RefSeq and is a predicted model, not a curated record. Gene Ontology annotation, cellular component: membrane.